Molecule: messenger RNA, 1500 nt
Organism: Tribolium castaneum (red flour beetle)
Lineage: Eukaryota; Metazoa; Arthropoda; Insecta; Coleoptera; Tenebrionidae
Gene: mRpS5
Product: small ribosomal subunit protein uS5m
Exons: 4
Coding region: 94-1422 (442 amino acids)
Biological process (GO): translation
Cellular component (GO): ribosome
Molecular function (GO): structural constituent of ribosome; RNA binding
Source: RefSeq, a predicted model, not a curated record
UACGGGAAUCUGUAAAUGCUUAGCGAAUUGUCAACAUGGCCGGAAAAAGGUUAUGAAAUACAAGCACUAAAAAAUUGUUAAUAACUUUAAAAAAUGGCCUCUCAACUCCUUCAUGUGACAAGAACACUAUCAAAAUUGACUUUAAAUACAAAAUGUCGAGUUACUAACACUUUAAUUAAGUUAGAACGCGAAUUACCCAAGCAGCCCCUCUUCAAUCAUGCUUCUCGAAACACGAAUUUUUUUAACAAAAUGCCAGCUGAAGACCUUUGGAAAGGAAUCACGACUGUAAGUAAUGCCGGUAAAAAACGAGGUCGUGGUAAAACCGUCUCAAAGAAAAACAUUAAGGAUUUGAAUAGGGGCCAAAUCAUUGGAGUAGGAAAGGCCAAUAUGUUGUGGCCAGGCCUCACAGCCCCCGUAAUCCGGGGAAAGGAAAUAGUAGAGCAACAACAACUCCCUGAAGACCCAGAACGCCAAGCUAGACUCAACCAGUUGCGGGACCAAAUGGGGACACACCGUCACGCCAAACUGAGCCCCAUUGAAAGGGGCUGGUCUGGGGCGAAAAUGCCGGGACGGAGCAUUGGACCCCCAGAUCCAGUUGGGGAAGACCAUUUUGACGGUUUCGAUACUAAAGUCCUAGAAUUGAAAACCGUGUUCAACAUGAAGGGAAACUUCGGCCGCAAACGCCGCGUGUCUGCAACCGUUAUCACCGGUAACAAGAACGGUUUGGUUGGCUUCGCCAACGGCAAGGGUGUCGAACCUCGAACAGCAAUGCGCAAAGCUAAAAACCGCUCAGCACAGAAACUAAUGCACAUAAAAAUAUUCCGAAACCACACCGUCUACCACGACUUUUUCACCCAAUUUGCGGCCACUAAAAUUUACGUCUGGCAGAAACCCGAAGGCUACGGUUUGGAGUGCCACAGGGCUAUCAAAACAAUCUGCGAAGUUGUGGGGAUCAAAGAUCUGCACGCGAAAGUUGAGGGGUCCACAAACGUGACUUAUGUAAUGAAAGCGUUCCUUUUGGGUCUAGUUAGACAAAAAACGCACCAGGAAAUCGCCGAGGAAAAGAAACUCCAUCUGGUGGAGUUCACCAAGGAGACUGGGUGUUUUCCCACUGUGCUAGCUUCGCCGGCGCAGUGUAGAAAAGAGGAUCAGCUCGGGAAAGACGAAAUUUUAGAUUUUACGCAAUAUUGUUUUGAUGGGAAAGUUAUCCUAAAGAAGAAGAAAUAUCCCCCGUUCUAUACCAAGCUGAAGUCUUACGAGACUUAUUUGAAGAAGCAGGAAAAGUUGAGGAAUAAGGAUAAGGUCAAGCUCGAUUUGAUUGCGCAAUAUGGCGAAAUUAGGAGCUUUCUGACGGAGAAGUACCCCGAGUGCAGGCCGUUCAGGCGUGCAAAGAAGGAAGAAGAGCAGGAAGCGGAAGCGUAGUGUAAAUAAACUAGCGAAGUUACAAAUAUUUGUUAAUACUACUUGAAUAAUAAAAAAUACAAGGAAAAAACUGUUUUA